This is a messenger RNA of Girardinichthys multiradiatus, 1930 nucleotides long. It is a transcript of the gene etv7, whose product is annotated as ETS variant transcription factor 7. NCBI's taxonomy places the organism in Eukaryota, Metazoa, Chordata, Actinopteri, Cyprinodontiformes, Goodeidae. Gene Ontology annotation, cellular component: nucleus. The coding region runs from base 222 to 1448 and encodes 408 amino acids. Gene Ontology annotation, biological process: regulation of transcription by RNA polymerase II; cell differentiation. Gene Ontology annotation, molecular function: sequence-specific DNA binding; DNA-binding transcription factor activity, RNA polymerase II-specific. The record is from RefSeq and is a predicted model, not a curated record. The transcript has 9 exons.
GGAUUAUGUUUCUUUCGUUUUCAUUUCCCGGAAGGGUCGAAUGCGAAAAUAGUGCAGUUUGUUUUAUUUCUUCAACAACAUUGCGUUUUCUUCCAAAAUGGAGUUUGGAAACGCGAGACGUUAGGUUUGUUUUAUUUACUUGGUGAGUGAGUUUAUAAGGAAAUCGUCCUGUUUUUUUUUUUUUUUUUUCUGGUGCAAUCAAAAAGAUAAGGGAUUUUACCAUGGCGAGCGUUUCCCCGUCACCUUUGAUCAAGCAAGAAACUAGAACAUGCAGUCCCUCUACCAUAAUGCAUGGGAGGGAGGUCAGCCUCCCUCCCAUUGUACAUCACCCUCCCCCAAAUCAGCCGCCUUUGGUCAGUCCUCCCACUCAGGAAGAUCUGUGGCAUCUACCUGGAAGACUGAGAAUAAACCCAUCUCUGUGGGAUAAGGAGGAUGUUGCCCACUGGCUCCACUGGGCUCAGAAGGAAUACUCACUACGCCGACCAGAAAAGGGACGUUUUGAGAUGAACGGCAGAGCCUUAUGCCUGCUCACAAAAGAAGACUUCAGACGCCGCUGCCCGAGCUCAGGUGAUGUUCUCUAUGAGAUCCUUCAGUGUGUAAAGCAACAAAGGAGGAAUGUCUGCCAGCCCCCUAAUGUGUCUGAUCCGGUGGCAGGUGGGCACAUUCAGUCCCCAGUCAGUAGCCAGAUACCUUCUCACACUGUCCAAGACCCUCAGUCUGUGACAGUCAGUGUGAGCCCAGUUUCCCUCGCAGACACUGCUGCAGCACCUGCAGCUGUUGUAGCUGCCGUGAGCAGCCAGCCUGAGCCCAUUUCUACACUCAGAGAGCGCCCCGUUUCUUACCCUUACUCUGCUCCCCAUACUCAUAGCAUUGGAUCAGCAGCUGUCACUGCAUUGCCCCAAAACCAAAUUCAAUCACUUCCCCUAAAAGAAAGCAUCAUUCAGGAGCCUCUUAACCUGUCCAGUCGAGAGAGGCCAAGGAGCCCGCUGCACAAAGCCAAUGGUCGCAUACCAGAGUGCAGGCUGCUGUGGGACUAUGUGUAUCAGUUGUUGUGUGAUGAUCGCUACCAAGACUACAUUCGGUGGGAAGACCUUGACACACAUGUAUUCAGGGUGGUUGACCCCAAUGGAUUGGCACGUCUCUGGGGAAACCACAAGAACCGAGACAACAUGACCUAUGAGAAAAUGUCCCGUGCUCUCCGGCACUACUACAAGCUCAACAUCAUCAAAAAGGAACGGGGACAAAAACUCCUCUUCAGAUUUCUGAAACUCCCUCAAGACAUCAGGAAACACCAAAUCGACGCAGUUGUGUCCCCUGAACACACACCACCUCAGGAUGUGGACUUUGCAGAUAGCAGUCCUUUGCAGAAGUUUAGUGACGAUCAUUUUGAGGUUUCGCCCGAUCGAGCUUCUCCACAGCCUCCUUCAACUGGUGCCCCGGUGGGAUAGAGAAGAAUAUGGUUGGAUAAAAGUUGUAUCAUAGUACAACUUAGAAUAUUCAGAAAGAACAAAUAAAGAUUUUGUUUUUUCAUGACAGUUUCAGCUCCAAAAAUGAUCCUUGCUUGUACAGGUUCGCUAAAAUGUUCUAGAUGUUUUCUGCAAGAUUGCUUCCUGCGCUGUUCAUCAUUUUACAUGUGAAUGAACACUAACAUUUAGGUUAAAAUAAAUAUGUGAAGGAAUUAUCAAGGUGCAUCCAUAAAAUCAUUGUAACAUAUUUUUCAGAGGUUUGCUAAACAUGAUUGCAAUUUGGUCUGGAUUCAUUUUCAUAAAAUAUUCAUAUCUGGGAUGUAAGAGGUAGAUGAAUCAGGGAUAGCUGUGAUCAAACGAGAUUUCUGUUGGUUCUUUUAAAAGUUUUUAUGGAAAAUGAGGAAAUUGUUUGUAAAAGUCUUGGUUGUUUGUUUUUCUUUAGGAAAUAAAUUUUUUAUAUGGCA